CUCUCUGCUCCUCCUACUAGUAGACACACCACGUCCACCCCCCCGGAAAAACCCACGCGACCGAGACCAGCAGCAGCACCACCUCCUCCCUCCAUCCUGAUCCGAUCUGACUGAGCCGGCCAUGGCGGUUAGGGUUUGGCUCUCCGCCAUCCUCCUCGCCUUCCUCCUCGCCGCCUCCCCCUUCGCCCAAGUUGCUAGAGCUCAGUCUGAGGAAGAUGCUGCUAUGCAAGAAGUUGUUGAUGGGGCUGAUCUAGGAUAUGUGGGUGAUGAUACUCCGGUUUCCAGUGAAGAGCCUUUAAGCCCUGCUCCUGGUGUGGAGACUGUUUGCGUCUUCCCCAAAAACGCUGGGAAAAUUGUACCAGCAGGUGAAGAAACUGAGCUUUUGGUUGGCCUGCAAAAUGAGGGUGAAUCAACUUUGAAUGUUGUUGCUGUCCAUUCAACCUUGCAUCUUCCUUAUGAUCACAAAAUGUAUGGACAAAACCUUACAGUUCAGAGUUUCUACAACGCGUCAGUUCCUGUCUCUGUGCAAGCAACCUUUCCCUAUACAUUUGCCGUGAGCAAAUUCUUGCAGCCUGGAGCAUAUGAUCUUGUUGGUUACAUUGUGUACGAGAUUGAUCAGCACCCUUACCAGAACGUAUUCUACAAUGGCACCAUUGAGGUUGUUGAGGUCGGAGGGUUACUGAGUGUUGAAUCUGUGUUCCUUAUUACCCUUGGAAUUGCACUUCUUGGUCUCCUAGGAUUGUGGGCUUAUGGUCAAGUGCAACAGCUCUCGAAGAAAACAAAGAAAGGCCCCAAGGUGGAACUCGGAACUGGAACAACUGACGCCAACAUGGACGAGUGGCUGGAGGGUACCGCGUUUGCAAAGGACAAGGCCAAGAAAAACAAAUAGAUUUGAGGUUGAUGGGCCUAGCUAGACAUUUCAGGAUCUAGAAUGAGACAAAUCGAGGGUAGCCCUUCACAAGUAACCUGGAUAGAUGAGAGAGCAGAGGUGUUUGAACUAGUCUCGUGGCUGCACACCAUUUUCGACCUUGCUGUGUACUUUACAGAUAGUUUUCCUUGAAACACAAUUUUGUUGAAGGUAUAUGUUAUCUAUGGGAUUUCUGAUCUUUGAUCCUA
Molecule: messenger RNA, 1116 nt
Organism: Triticum urartu
Lineage: Eukaryota; Viridiplantae; Streptophyta; Magnoliopsida; Poales; Poaceae
Product: Translocon-associated protein (TRAP), alpha subunit
Cellular component (GO): endoplasmic reticulum; endoplasmic reticulum membrane
Source: RefSeq, a predicted model, not a curated record